AUGCGACCAUUCUACGAUGCGUCGGAACUUCCGCGAUCUCCACUCUUUAGUGAGAAGCACCGUGUGUCUCGACCUUUCAUGGCGGAUAUUCAAGCAGAUCACAAGAAAGAGAAGGAAGAGGCAAAGGCAACGACGAAGAAGGAUACUUGA
Messenger RNA from Parastagonospora nodorum SN15, 150 nucleotides. RefSeq lists its product as hypothetical. The record is from RefSeq and is a predicted model, not a curated record. Lineage: Eukaryota; Fungi; Ascomycota; Dothideomycetes; Pleosporales; Phaeosphaeriaceae. The transcript has 2 exons. The coding region runs from base 1 to 150 and encodes 49 amino acids.